This is a messenger RNA of Porites evermanni, 1900 nucleotides long. NCBI's taxonomy places the organism in Eukaryota, Metazoa, Cnidaria, Anthozoa, Scleractinia, Poritidae. The record is from the annotation of a GenBank genome assembly.
GGAAUUUCCCGUGAUUCUUGGCAUAAGAGGCGAAACACUGGUGGUAAGAAAACAGCAAUUAGAAAAAAGAGAAAGUAUGAGCUUGGCCGACCACCAGCAAAUACUAAGGUAGGGUGGAAAAAGAAAAGACUCUUUUUUUUGUGAGAUUUCUUUUUCUGGAAUGAUUGCUGAUUACAUAUUAAGGGUGGGUUCAUUGGCAACAUACACGUAUAGCUGUCACCUUUGCCUGUCGAUAUUUUUUACUGUUCUUAGGCUUAGGCUCAGCAAAUUAACUUGUUUUCAAAGGCCAAUGAUUAUAGAGGUGAACGUGUCCUGAGACAUGUAAGCAGUAAAAUUCCCUUCUGUCUGGAAUUUAUUUACACUAGCAUUCAUGUGUUGAAUUAGGCUGUGUUGGUGUUUGCUUGCAGCUUGGAAGUAAGCGUAUUCACAAUGUACGCACCCGUGGAGGAAACCAAAAGUUCCGAGCACUGAGACUGGAUACUGGCAACUACUCUUGGGGCUCUGAAAGUAUGUGCUGAUUUAUAUUACAGUGAAACCUCUAUUAAGCGGACACCUUCAGGACCUUUCCAAGUGUCCACUUAAUAGAGGUUGUAAAAAUUGUGCAAUGUUUGUUAACGAUCAACAUUCAAUGGUUACUCUGUACUGUGAUAAAGUUGCGUGUUGUUAAAGAAGCUAUCCAGAGUUCAAGUUCAUUAUCUUUCAUUGCCAACUUUAAUUUGUUUGUAAAGGCAAAAACAUUAACUGAUUUCAGUCCAUAUUUCAAGGACGUAAUCCAAUACUACUAUUGUCAAUUCAGUCCAGUGUCCGCUUAAUAGAGGUUUUUAACAAUAGAAAUAGCCAAAUACACCUUAUUUUAGUGUCUGUGUCCGCUUAAUAGAGGUGUCCGCUGAAUAGGGGUUCAUUAUAAAGGGAAUUAUAAGACAUUAAUUUCGGGACCUGGCUCAGUGUCCGCUUAAUGGGGGGUCCGCUUAAUAGAGGUUUCACUGUAUAUUCAUUUACAAGGCUGUCACUUAGAUUUUAACCCUUUAACCACCUAGAGUGAUCAACUUCAAUAUUCUCUUAACAAUAGCCGUACAUCAUUAGAGAAAAGUUUAUGAGAAGUAAUAAAGUAAUCACCAAAAUGGAAAUGCUUGAUGCUUUAAGUUGUCUGUUGUCUUACCUUUACCAACCCUUUGAGAAUAUUGAAUUUUUUGUGUUCCCAGCAUAUUGCCAAACAUAAGCUUCCAAGGGCAACAUGAUGAAACUAUUUGGUGGAAGAGUGUGUUGCUGUUUUGGCAAUUACAUCACUCUUGUGACCAUAUUUGUCAUAGUUACACUGAUUGCCCCCCUCUCCAAAUAUUACUUUUCCACAAUACAAAUUGCUUUUCUUUUAGCUGUAAAAUGUAAGUACAAUAUCAACAUAGUAGAUUUUUAUGUAUACUUUGUUUAACUAUCCUAGUGUACAACUUACAUUGUCUGUCCAGUUGUGUUCCCAACAUAUUGAAAAAUUUUGGCUUGGGUGGCCAAGCUAAAGUACAUGUAUAAAAAUUAAAAUAGCAAGUUUGCAGAGAAUUAUUAUCCCCGUCUGUGCUUGUUUGAGAUGAUAGUUGGAAAACUGUUCUCAUUGUGAUUAGUACUGUGCAAUAACAUGUAUUUUCGUGAGAGGGACGCAUCAGAUUGUCCUCAUUACCCAGAGUGGUAAACCUUAUGACAAAGGUGUCAAUGGAAUUCUUAUUAACUUUUUACCUGACAGGCUAGCUUAUGUUUGAUUGUUUGUUUGUUAUGCUCAUGUAUAGGCGUGACCCGCAAGACCCGUGUCAUUGAUGUGGUGUACAAUGCAAGCAACAAUGAGCUGGUGCGAACUAAGACUCUUGUAAAGAACUGCGUUGUUCAAGUAGAUUGGGUUAGCUGCACCCUUUGA